UUGUCUAAAUGUCCUGUUUGCAACAAGCUUUUCAACACAAGACCUGAUUUACGGGUCAAUACCCUCUUAUCAGAGAUGGUUGAUCGGUUUGGAACGUCCGUAUGACUAAAAGAGCAGCCUGGUGUUGAACCAGCAGAAGUUCCCUGUGACUUCUGUACUGGGACCCAGCUGAAGGCCGUAAAGUCCUGCCUAGUGUGUCUUAUCUCUUACUGCCAAACCCACCUGGAGCCACAUCAAAGAGUCGCAGGCCUGAAGAAACAUCGGCUGGUUGAUCCUAUGGACCGUCUGGAUGACAGGAUGUGUAAGAAACACGAACGACUUCUGGAGCUCUUCUGCCAGAAUGAACAGGUGUGUGUGUGUCAGUUGUGCAUAGAGACAGACCACAAGAACCAUCAUGUUGUACCUCUGAAGGAGGAAUAUGAAGUGAAGACGGCCCAGCUGGGGAAGAUAGGGGCUGAAGUUCAGCAGAUGAUCCAUGAGAGACAGAAUCAUAUUCUGGAGAUUAAAGACACAAUCAAACGCAGCAUAGCAGAUGCAGACAGAGAGAUGGCUGAUGGUUUGCAGGUCCUCAAUGCUCUGAUGCACUGCAUUGAAAAGUGUCAGGAAGAUCUCAACCAAAUGGUAAAAGAGAGACUGAAAUCCACGGAGAAACAAGCUGAAGGCCUCAUCAAAGAGAUCGAGCAGGAAAUAGAAGAUCUGACCAAUAAAAGCUUAGAGGUGAAGCAGCUCUCACACACUAAAGACCACCUCCACUUCCUCCAGGCCUUCAGAUCCCUCAAGGAUCCUCCACCCACCAGGGACUGGACGACGGUGGAGGUCCGUCCUCCGUCAUACGUAGGGACCUUGAGGAGAUCCCUGGAUCAGCUGGAGGAGACACUGAACAUGGAGAUGAAGAAGCUGCAUGGUGCUGCUGAACUGAAGAGGGUCCAACAGUAUGAAGUAGAUGUGACUCUGGAUCCUGAUACAGCUCAUCCCAAUCUCAUCCUGUCUGAGGAUGGGAAACAAGUACAUGAAGGAGAUGUAUGGAAGGAACUCCCGGACAACCCUAAGAGAUUUACACAGGGAGCAUGUGUUCUCACGAGGCAGAGCUUCUCAUGGAGAUUUUACUUUGAGGUCCAGGUUAAAGAUAAGACUGGAUGGUGUUUAGGAGUGGCCAGAGAGUCCAUCCACAGAAUAGGCAAAUCAUAGUGACCCCUGAGACGGGUCACUGGAUUAUUACUUUCAACAAGGAUGGGUUGGUAUUUAACGAUAACCCUUCUGUCCAUCUCCUUCUGAGAGCUGAGCUCCAGAAGGUGGGGGUGUUUGUUGAUUAUGAUGAGGGUCUGGUCUCCUUCUAUGAUGUGGACGCCAGGGUUCAUAUCUACUCUGCUACUGGCUGCACCUUUAGUGAGCCUCUCUAUCUAAUCCUCUUCCCAGGUCUCUGUGAUUAUGAAGGUAACAACUCUGCCCCCCUGAUCAUCUCACCUGUCAAUCAAACAGACUAGGACUUUUGUUUUAUAAUAAAAUAAUCAAGCAUCAAUGUCUGAUUGACAGAAUGUUUUAAUGCAGCAAUAUCAACAUUUUUUAAUGUUUGGGAAGUAACAUUAUGAAUGAUAUAACACAA
This is a messenger RNA of Gadus macrocephalus (Pacific cod), 1603 nucleotides long. Its product is annotated as zinc finger protein RFP-like. Gene Ontology annotation, molecular function: zinc ion binding. NCBI's taxonomy places the organism in Eukaryota, Metazoa, Chordata, Actinopteri, Gadiformes, Gadidae. The record is from RefSeq and is a predicted model, not a curated record. The transcript has a single exon. The coding region runs from base 277 to 1188 and encodes 303 amino acids.